This is a messenger RNA of Molossus molossus (Pallas's mastiff bat), 915 nucleotides long. RefSeq names its product FKBP prolyl isomerase 1B (gene FKBP1B). The coding region runs from base 103 to 429 and encodes 108 amino acids. The record is from RefSeq and is a predicted model, not a curated record. Gene Ontology annotation, cellular component: sarcoplasmic reticulum membrane. The transcript is spliced from 4 exons. NCBI's taxonomy places the organism in Eukaryota, Metazoa, Chordata, Mammalia, Chiroptera, Molossidae. Gene Ontology annotation, biological process: regulation of cardiac muscle contraction by regulation of the release of sequestered calcium ion. Gene Ontology annotation, molecular function: peptidyl-prolyl cis-trans isomerase activity.
GCGGCGGGGAGGCUAGUCGGAGCGCCAGCCGGGCUGGGGCCAGAGCCGACCCCGGGUCUGGGCAGCAGCGGGGACCCUCGGAGGCGGGGCAGUGGGACCGUGAUGGGCGUGGAGAUCGAGACCAUCUCCCCGGGAGACGGAAGGACAUUCCCCAAGAAGGGGCAGACGUGUGUCGUACACUACACAGGAAUGCUCCAAAAUGGGAAGAAAUUUGAUUCAUCCAGAGACAGAAACAAACCUUUCAAGUUCAGAAUUGGGAAACAGGAAGUCAUCAAGGGUUUUGAAGAGGGUGCAGCCCAGAUGAGCUUGGGGCAGAGGGCGAAGCUGACCUGCACCCCUGAUGUGGCGUAUGGAGCCACGGGCCACCCUGGUGUCAUCCCUCCCAAUGCCACCCUCAUCUUUGACGUGGAGCUGCUCAACUUAGAGUGAAGGCAGGAAGGAACUUAAGGUGGCUGGAGAUGGCUGCUGCUCACCCUCCUAGCCUGCUCUGCCACUGGGACGGCUCCUCCUGCUUGGGGCUCUUGAUCAGUGCGCUAACCUCACCGCCCACGACAUUAUCCAUUCUCUCUGCCCAGGUUGCUCUGUACAUGUUGGUCAUUGUUCACGUGCAUCUUUGCUUGAGGAAACUUCGGUUGCAGAUCAAAACAGGUUGUGCAUUUUGCGUGAUGCAUGUAGUAGCCAUUCCUGAUCACAGAACACAGAUUUCUUGUUUGCACAAUCGACACUGCCUUACCUUCACUUAAGCCAGACACACAAGGUGCUCAGACAUGAAAUGUACAUGGUAUACACAGAGGGACUUGAGCCAGUUACCUUUGCUGUCACUUUCUCUCUUAGAAAUUGUUGGCUGCUGACUUACAAAUUGUCCUAUUUGGAAAUGACAUGUAAAAUAAAGGCUCUGUGCUUGACAAAUUCCUG